Messenger RNA from Cavia porcellus (domestic guinea pig), 8383 nucleotides. RefSeq names its product one cut homeobox 1 (gene Onecut1). The transcript has 2 exons. The record is from RefSeq and is a predicted model, not a curated record. Gene Ontology annotation, biological process: regulation of transcription by RNA polymerase II. Gene Ontology annotation, molecular function: DNA-binding transcription factor activity, RNA polymerase II-specific; RNA polymerase II cis-regulatory region sequence-specific DNA binding. Gene Ontology annotation, cellular component: nucleus. The coding region runs from base 335 to 1732 and encodes 465 amino acids. Lineage: Eukaryota; Metazoa; Chordata; Mammalia; Rodentia; Caviidae.
GAGCGCGCGGGCCGCGGCGCGGGAGCGGGGGGCCUCGCCGUUCUAAGGAGGAGAGGGGCCAGAGGGGGCCGACGGGCUGGGGGUGCCGCGCUCUCCCCACGGCGCGCAAUCUUUCUGGAAAUUAAUAUUUAAAAACAGCCUAGGACGCAGGGGGGAAGGUGGGGACCGAGGCAAGGCAGGACGCACACGCGCGCACGCAGAAGACAGAGCCCACCGGGAGCGCGAGCGGGCGGCAGCACAGCCGCCGGCGGCCGAUGUGACCCGGACCCGCGCGCCCUCGCCGCUCCGCCCGCCACCUCGAUGUGGUGUCCGCCGCGCUGUCGCCCGCAUCACUAUGAACGCGCAGCUGACCAUGGAGGCGAUCGGCGAGCUGCACGCGGUGAGCCACGAGCCGGUGCCCGCCCCCGCUGACCUGCUGGGCGGCAGUCCCCACGCGCGCGGUUCCGUGGCGCACCGCGGCGGCCACCUGGCCCCCGCGCACCCGCGCUCGCUGGGCAUGGCCACCCUGCUGGACGGCGGCGGCGGCGGCGACUACCACCACCACCCCCGCGGCCCCGAGCACAGCCUGGCCGGGCCCCUGCACCCCACCAUGACCAUGGCCUGCGAGACUCCCCCAGGUAUGAGCAUGCCUACCACCUACACCACGCUGACCCCGCUGCAGCCGCUGCCACCCAUCUCCACCGUGUCGGACAAGUUCCCCCACCAUCACCACCAUCACCACCACCACCACCACCACCCCCCGCACCACCACCAGCGCCUGGCAGGCAACGUGAGUGGCAGCUUCACCCUCAUGCGCGACGAGCGCGGGCUGGCCUCCAUGAAUAACCUCUACACCCCCUACCACAAGGACGUGGCCGGCAUGGGCCAGAGCCUCUCGCCCCUCUCUGGCUCCGGCCUGGGCGGCAUCCACAACUCCCAGCAAGGGCUCCCCCACUACGCCCACCCGGGCGCCGCCAUGCCCGCCGACAAGAUGCUCACCCCCAACGGCUUCGAAGCCCACCAUCCGGCCAUGCUCGGCCGCCACGGGGAGCAGCACCUCACGCCCACCUCGGCCGGCAUGGUGCCUAUCAACGGCCUCCCUCCGCACCAUCCUCACGCCCACCUGAAUGCCCAAGGCCACGGACAGCUCCUGGGCACGGCCCGAGAGCCCAACCCCUCGGUGACCGGCGCGCAAGUCAGCAAUGGAAGUAAUUCAGGACAGAUGGAAGAGAUCAAUACCAAAGAGGUGGCGCAGCGCAUCACUACCGAGCUCAAACGCUACAGCAUUCCCCAGGCCAUCUUUGCUCAGAGGGUGCUCUGCCGCUCCCAGGGGACCCUCUCGGACCUGCUGCGCAACCCCAAACCCUGGAGCAAGCUCAAGUCCGGCCGGGAGACCUUCCGGAGGAUGUGGAAGUGGCUGCAGGAGCCCGAGUUCCAGCGAAUGUCGGCGCUCCGUUUAGCAGCGUGCAAGAGGAAAGAGCAAGAGCACGGAAAGGAUCGAGGCAACACACCCAAAAAGCCCAGGCUGGUCUUCACCGAUGUCCAGCGCCGAACUCUGCACGCGAUAUUCAAGGAGAACAAGCGUCCAUCCAAAGAGCUGCAGAUCACCAUCUCCCAGCAGCUGGGGCUGGAGCUCAGCACAGUGAGCAACUUCUUCAUGAACGCCCGGCGCAGGAGCCUGGACAAGUGGCAGGACGAGGCAGGCGCCAGCUCCGGGGGCUCCUCCUCCUCUAGCACCUGCACCAAAGCGUGAAGGGAGCCACGGACUCAAACCUCGGUGGAAAAGCUUUAACUUUAAAAGAGAAGAUUUUUAAAGACCAGGACCUCGAGAGAGCAGGUUUAUACUCAGAAGUAUUUGAAGAAAAAGAAGUGAUAUUUAUAGUCCAAAGAAACCAAAGACUCAGCUCACCUGACUCUGUUUGGAGACACAUGCUACGGCGGGCGGAGUGGCAACAGGAAGGCCAGGUGGGAUCUCCACCUCUUGCUCCCGCAGCCCACGGCUGUUGUCACCGCACGCACACGGCUGCGGGUGGCUCGGAGCAUCUGAACCCGGGCCACUGAGUGGACAUCGUUAGGAUCAGACUUCCUUGUCUGGUCCCCCAUGCCAUGGAGGUGUCCAGUGUGGCGGCACCAUGUGCAGGUGUGCACACGUGUCCACACUUGCUCACACUCAUGUGCGCCGCUGUGAUGGGGACUCGGGCAGGAUGAGUGGUCAGGAAGGGUCCGGUGACUGGGAGCGUGACAUCGCCCAUCAGGCUAGCCGAGUGUUGGAACCUGCCGGGCAAUGGCCCGGUCGCAGACUCACCCACCAAAGGAGACCUGAACAGCACCCAGACCAGUGCAUUCUCUUUGUUUGUUAAGGAAUGUUCAGAUAUUUUUUAAGAAAUGAAACAAGAGUCCGUCCAUUAAAAAAAAUCACCUAGGUACCAAAGAACACACUUAAUAUUAUAGUGCAGGUAUUUUAUUGCAACAAUUUUAAUAACCAAAGCUAUUUUUACACAAGAGGCUAUGUAAAGUUAUACCUAUGAACUGAUCUAGCUUAAUACAUACUGCAUAGGUUCACUACUGCGAUUCAUGACUCUUGAAGCAUUUGAAAUAUGAGUUUUCAUAACUGGCAAGAAAGAAUGUAGCUUCAGGGAGCCAGAGACUCCAGGCAGCACACCGUGCGGCCAACAGAUGUCACCUGCUUAAACGUGAUAGGUUCUCUCCUCAUGGCUGAGAAAACCCAGGGUACUUCCAAGUAGGACCCCACUUGUACACAGAUCUGUUUAACAAGGCAGGUAACCAAAUUAGAAAAUUGGUUCAAAUUAGCAACAGACCCACCAAUAAGAACUUAAUUUAAUUAGGUUAAUUUAACUUAAAUUUUUCAUGUGUCUGGCGCUUAAAAAUACUUCACAAACGCAGAAUGGCCAGACCAACAUCAUUCUUCAGCUUAAUUGUCCAAGACAGGCAUGGCAGCAUGUCCCUGUAGUCCCCGCUAUUCAGGAGGCUGAGGCAGGAGGACCUCUUGGGCCAGGAGUUCAAGAUCUGCCUAUGUGACCUAGAGAAGAGGCCCGAUCUCUUAAUUAAAUUAAGUUAAAGAUUAAAUUAAAUUAAAAUUAGUUGUUCGCUGUUUUGUAACCAUCCUAAAAAGUAGUCAAACUGAUUUACUGCCAUCCCAGACACUGUGACUGGGACAUUGUAAAACAGCAGGUGCUAACAAGAACUGGCCGAGCUGUGGAACUGCAUGGAGAGAGCUGGAUUCUAGGAAAUGCAGCCCUUGAGUCCCAUCGACAUGGAAGCAGUUUAUUUCCCUCAGCAUAACCCCUAAAGUCUCCUACAUUCUUUCUUGCUAUUGGACGAAGCUGGAAAUUUUAUAACAUAGGUUCCACUCUAACCGAGACAGAUAAAAAGCUAGACCUGAGCUUCCAAAAUACUAAGUUUUAAAUUUCUGUUUCUCCAAAUCACUCAGCUGUAGGGGAGAGGGGUCUAUAAAUCAAGGCAGAAAAGAAAUCAGGCCCUAGUGGUACCCCGUGAGUCCUUGAUUCCCACACACUUCUCUGAGAUCAGCUGAACUACACAUUCCCAGUACUUAGUUACACAUCUCACUAGAACCAGAAAUCCAAAAGUUACAGUAACUUGAUAAGGUAUUUACCGAGAUUCGGUAAAAUGCCCAAGCAAAACCCCAGAUCACCUUACACAACACCUCACUCCUGAAGGCCAGGUGUCCACAUCCACCCAGGACACGCAGGUCGCACCCAGAGGGGAGGCGGACCCGACCAGCCCUCGCAUCGUGCUUCAGAGGAAGCGAGCGCCUGCGCUCCUUUGCCUGCCUACACCUGCGGGCGUUGGUCUUCAUAUUUUUUUAUUUCAUCCAAGACCCCAGCUAAAAUUUUCCCUUCCUAAAUAUGGCACAGCUGUAGUUAGCUAUUAAGAGACUGCUUCAAAGUCCACCCUUCAAGUCCACCCUAAAAAUAGUCUUAUAAUGACCUAACAAGAAAAACAUGAUUAAUUUUCUCUCAGAAUAGAGGGAGCUGAGGGUACAGCUACCUAAUGUAUUUAUAAUUUAGGAGGGAGGAAAGUCUUACUUAUUUAAAAUAUGAGAAUUGCAAACCCAGGGAAAUUCAAACCGUCUGUACACACUCUUUCCUGGCUUUGCCACCCCAGGAAAAACAGAAUGAUUCCAAACAACCUCCAUUUGUUUUCAUUGGACUUCCCCCCAAAUUAAUCUUACCACCUUGUGCAUUUUCAGCCAGUGAUCUUGGUCCUGUGUGGGCACAGUCUAAAAGAAUAUUGCUACAUUUUAAAUACCCCCUGCCGCAAUGGAUUUUUAAAUAACUGGUUUCCCUACUUGCUGACACCAAAGAUGGUUUUCACACCGGCAUUGAAUUUGCACGCUUUCCAAAAUUUCAGGGCCUAGAAAUACACUUUUCUCAUAAACAGAGGCACAACUCGGAGCCUGGGAUCAUUUAUUUUUUACUUGACCACACAGACUUUGCUUUGCAGAAGCCUGGUGGGCAGGCUGGGCCCCCACAGGCAGUGGCCUGCUGGAGCCCUGCGCAGCGGCCUGGGGUGCAGGGCAGAUGCUGCCGGGCCCUGCAGCUCAUCACAGUCCCGCUCUUUACAACUCGCAGCCUGGCAGCGGUGGACUGCCUGUUUGCUCAUCGCUAAUUGUAUAGAACGCACCGGAGAAGGACGCCUCGUGCACCUGGUGACACAUUUGUUAAUUACGAUACAUACCGCGCUUUUUUUUUUUUUUUUUUUGUAGAAUGGAAGUUAGUCUGUUUUUGCCACAAACCAUUCAGGUCUUUUCCUAACAGGAAGCUUUCCUGAAAGAUAGCCAGGAGGGAUGAGGUCUGGACACCCCAGAGGUCUGCAGUUCAGGUGGAGAUCUGGGGAUUGGGCAUGGGUAUCCCAGCCCCUGCACAGACCCCAGAGACCAGAGGAAAUGUGUGGGCAUGUACAGAAGUCCCGCAGGGCUCCCCAGGAACGCAGGAAAGCACCAAGCUGUUCACUCAUUCCACACCCACGGCCACCCCAGGAAGACAGGUCUUUGCAGGUUAAAUGCAAACCGCCAAACCAAAGAGUCCUAGGACAUUUUCCCCAUGCGCUCGCUCCAGGGGCAUUUCCCCUAAACACUGUCCCCUUCUUUUUACAUAAAGGAUGAAAUCUAUGCAUUUAGCAAACAAAGAGAAAGCACUUCUCCCUUUUCUAUCGGGUUGUUUAGGGUGCAUUCAAACCCCAGAGGCUGUUUUGAGAUGCUUCCCCCACCGUCUGGAUGGUUACUGUGGUGUGGUUAGCUUUACAGAACAUUUGGUAACUAUUUCCUAAAUAGUCCAAGGACAAAGAAGCAGAAGGUAAGAAAUAGCUACUUCCACAUGUAAAAAACAAAAAAACAAAAAAAAAUGAAAAAAAUGAAAAAAAGAAAAAAAAAGUAAAGAUCUACUAUUUAUAGUGUGAACCAAAGACGCUACCUCACUCGAUUUCCACUGGUGAUUUUAAUCACACUGAUGAUACCAAAGAAUACCAAAGAUGUUUUCAUGCACGGCCUCGUCUGCAGAGGGACCCGCCCCGCCCAGCCCCGCCCCACCUGCUGUCCCCCCCUCUCAGUGUAAACUCCUCUUCAUUCUUAAUAGAUACGAUCACAACAACACCGUUAGGAAACACGCUCUUACAACUGCUAGCUGUUCUUGUCAAUCUCUAGCAAACGUGUCGCAAACCUGUAACUCUUAGGAUGAGUGCCUUGCUUGAACCAAAGUGUUAAACCGCUGUUAACCUCUCUCUCCUUAUACUCUUUGAAUACCUCAGCCUCUUAGGCCACAAUGAAAAACAAAAAGGAAUAAUUAUUCACCGUGGUGCUUUUUCCAUGCAACCAUGCAAUGAAACUUUCUUUGAUACCAAAGGAUGACUUCCCCCACCCAAUGUUUUGCUGAUAAACCAAAGUUCCUCCUCCUUGUCCCACCCUGGCCUCCUUGGUCCCCGGGUCCCUCGCCAGGCCAGCCGUGUGUCACCUUUACCAAUUCCUCCAAAUACCUCAUAGUAAUAAAGUCUAGGGUUACGUUGUAUAGAGAGUCUAUGUGACAAGGCAGAACUUACUAGUUUGAUAAUUGUUAAGGUUACUUUUAAGAAGAACUUUAGAAUUCUUAUUUAUUUUGUAGUUUGUAUGUUGGAGACACCCCCUCCCCUUCCCUUUUGGUUCGGGGUUUAUUUUCUGGGCUGAACUGCUCUGUUGCUCAAGGAAGACUUAAUUUCUGGAAAUGUCCCCCAGGUGGGCUUAGGGUUGUGUACUAAUGCCAAGAAUGGAAUGAGGGAAGAUUUUCAUUUGGAUGGCUUCUUACAAAGGUUUUGUGUUUUGUAGAAAAUUUGUUUCCACAGGGUAAAAAAAAAAAUCUAUAUAUAUAUAAAUAUAUAUAAUCUUUUUGUGAAACUGGUUCCUAUUUUUCUCUAUGACGUGCUGUGAUUUUUUAAUUUAAUUACAUUUUGUACAAGCUUGUUUAAUCACUGCUUUAAUUUAUGACCGUGUAGUUGGGAAGAUGUAUAUAAUAGAGCGAGACGGCCCCAGCUCCGCGUGGCCGUGGGUUCUGAGUAUGGGCUGAGCUGUGGGCAGGUCUCUCCCCCUGGCCCAGCUCGUCUUUCUGUCACUCGGAAAGGGGAGAGGCGUUAUUCGUGUUUUCCGUUAGGUUAUUAAUUUUUAGGGGAAAAAUGACUUCGGGAGUAAGACCCGAAAUUCCAGAAGAACCGACGUGUUCCUUGUUUGAGAGCCCCGCAUCCCGGAGGUAGAGACUGGUACGUUUUGGUUUUCUGUUAGCCAUUCGCACGGGUAUGAGAAGUAAAGAGACAAGCUAACUUGAACUCGGAAAUCUGCUUGUUACCCCAAGUUUCUGGCAGCUUCCAGGCAGGGCCUGGGGACCCAGCCUCUCUUUGGCAAACCAGAGAACAAGGGACUCGGGCCCUGGGGACGAACUGGGGCUGCAGCUGCGGUGCUGGGCUCCCCUAGCCAAGCCAGCAGCAGAGCAGACUUGUGUGGCCUCAGCCGACCAUUCUGAUUUAAGAGCUUCAGAGCCAUGGCGGUCCCCUCCACUCCCUGCCCACGGCCGCCCCCAACCUCCACACUAGAGCAGUGGCUCGGGCUGGCCGGCGGAGGAGCUGUGGUCUGUCUGUCUGUCUGUCCUCUCCCUGCCCUACCCACUGGAGUUUCCCGGCAGCUCCUGCAUCUGCCUUUUCAGCACACAAAGUUCAGACUCGGUUCCCUUUGCGGAAUCUCUCCCUUCAGGGCAGAUACUUACCCGCUCCUUGCAGAGUUUCGCCUCCUUUUGCAGGUGUGUCUGGAGUGGGGCAGGAGGGGAGGCUUAGAUUUCUGGUCAGAAGCGGCUUCUCCUUAGGAAGAUUCCCCCGUGUGUAUCUGAUGGAUGCUGUGGGGGUGUCCUGACCCCAACAGCAGGCAUCGUGGUCCCAUCCCCUGCGCCUUUGGUACCCAAUGCGGAGCAGCUGUACCCACAAAGCCACCUUUUUGGUUUCUGUGUUCAUCUUGAUUUAUUUUGUGGCAUGGUCUGCAUUUAUUACAUAAUCAUUGUGGGCUCAUUUUAGAUUUGCCACCUGAACCCAGUGACAGGUAUGUUUUAAAAAAAUAAACUUUAAAACUUAUCUUCCUCUUGCUUCGAUAGUGGUCUUCCUACAUUCCUGUGCUUAGCGUCCAGUCCAGAUCACCCCGUCACCCCGGACCUCUCCUUUCUCCUGCCUCAUCUCCAGCACACUUCCAACCUCAGCUGUCAUAUCCGUGUGACUCAGUUUCCCUGUUCAAGUUAGCUUGAUGGUUUUAUGAUGUAAGGAGGGUGCCUAAGACAAUCAUCAGGUAAAAAGUAACGCUAAGAUAAAAUAAAAAAGAUUGGUAGGGUAGAAAAAUCUUCCGAGAGCCAAGGGAGUUCUUCCUUAGCAGUGGAAAAAAAUCGCUGAAUAAUGAAUUAGAAACCUAACCACGAGGGGCUUAGAAGACUUUUGACAAAGGACAAAUGUUGCCGUCGUUUUCUCUGUCGGUUAGUGGUUUCCACAUUUCAGGUGAAAUGAUCUGUGCCCGUUCCGAUCAUCUGCAGAUGCCCUGUCCCUCGUCGAUGCUUCUGUGCGUGGUGUGUAGCCGCGGGGGUGCGGGGCCAGGCACCUCCGGCUUUGUUUCCCGGUAGCUCCUGUACCGCAUCCCGCUUUCCCUCAGUUUUUUGUUUUUAUUUUUGUUUUUGUUUUUAAGCUUCGCUACUGUCCUCGCUUUACGCCGUGCAAUAUCAUCUGCUGUGUUUGCUAAGCAAAAAAAGAAAAAAGACAAAAAAAGCAAGUGAUGACCCAUCAUGCUUUUCAGUGUUAAAAUGUUUCAGCAUUUAUGUAGUCACCGAAAUGUAGUCAAUAAAAUGUUGGAUUUUCCAGCACUUUAAAUUUA